Molecule: messenger RNA, 1415 nt
Organism: Gastrolobium bilobum
Lineage: Eukaryota; Viridiplantae; Streptophyta; Magnoliopsida; Fabales; Fabaceae
Product: abscisic acid 8'-hydroxylase CYP707A2-like
Exons: 7
Coding region: 1-1383 (460 amino acids)
Biological process (GO): sterol metabolic process; abscisic acid metabolic process
Molecular function (GO): heme binding; iron ion binding; (+)-abscisic acid 8'-hydroxylase activity
Source: RefSeq, a predicted model, not a curated record
AUGGAACUAAGCAUCAUGUUUUGCUUGUUUGCUUCUUUUCUUUUUAUUGUUCUAUUCAGGAUAUUCUUUGUCUCAAAACGCCGUGACUUGCCACUCCCACCUGGUUCCAUGGGUUGGCCUUACGUAGGAGAAACCUUUCAAAUGUAUUCUCAAGACCCAAGUGUUUUCUUUGCCACAAAAAUAAAAAGGUAUGGCUCUAUGUUCAAGUCCCACAUUCUGGGUUGUCCCUGUGUGAUGAUUUCAAGCCCUGAGGCUGCAAAGUUUGUGCUGAACAAGGCUCAACUAUUCAAGCCAACAUUCCCAGCAAGCAAAGAGAGGAUGUUGGGAAAACAAGCUAUCUUCUUUCACCAAGGAGAGUAUCAUGCUAACUUGAGAAGGCUUGUCCUUCGUACCUUCAUGCCUGAAGCCAUAAAAAACAUCGUGUAUGACAUUGAAUCCAUUGCUCAAGAUUGUCUCAAAUCAUGGGAAGGCCGUUUGAUCACCACUUUUCUUGAAAUGAAGACGUUCACCUUCAAUGUUGCUCUGCUAUCAAUUUUUGGAAAGGAUGAAAUUCUAUACAGAGAGCGUUUGAAGAAGUGUUACUACACACUUGAGAAAGGGUACAAUUCAAUGCCGAUUAAUCUUCCUGGGACACUGUUCCACAAGGCUAUGAAGGCAAGGAAAGAGCUUGCACAGAUCUUGGCCCAAAUAAUCUCAAGCAGGAGGCAGAAGAAGCAAGAUUACAAGGACUUGCUUGGUUCAUUCAUGGGUGAGAAAUCGGGUCUCACCGACGAACAGAUAGCAGAUAAUGUAAUCGGUGUCAUAUUUGCAGCUCGUGACACCACGGCCAGUGUGCUUACGUGGAUUGUCAAGUACCUUGGUGAAAACCCCACUGUCCUUCAAGCUGUGACUGAGGAGCAAGAGUGCAUAUUGAAGAACAAGGAAGAAAGUGGUGAAGAGAAGGGUCUGAAUUGGGAAGAUGCCAAAAAGAUGCCAAUCACUUCAAGGGUUAUACAAGAGACUCUCAGAGUUGCCUCAAUUUUGUCCUUUACUUUUAGAGAAGCAGUAGAGGAUGUUGAAUAUCAAGGGUACCUUAUACCGAAAGGGUGGAAAGUACUGCCACUCUUUAGGAACAUACACCACAGUCCAGAUAACUUCAAAGAGCCUGAAAGAUUUGAUCCCUCAAGAUUUGAGGCUGCUCCAAAACCCAAUACCUUUAUGCCAUUUGGAAGUGGGAUCCAUGCAUGUCCUGGGAAUGAAUUAGCCAAAUUGGAGAUUUUAGUCCUCCUACAUCAUCUGACCACAAAGUACAGGUGGUCUGUGGUGGGUGCAAAGAAUGGGAUUCAGUAUGGCCCUUUUGCUCUUCCCCAGAAUGGCUUGCCUAUCACAUUAUAUCUCAAAUAGAUAUUACUCAAAACAAAAGACAGAUCCAAACC